Molecule: messenger RNA, 2637 nt
Organism: Chrysemys picta bellii (western painted turtle)
Lineage: Eukaryota; Metazoa; Chordata; Testudines; Emydidae
Source: RefSeq, a predicted model, not a curated record
CGUAUUCCUGGGUGACACCCACCAGAUAGCUGUCUAGCCCUGAUGUAAAUCUAUGUAUCGUCGGCCCAUUAGGAACACUCAGCUCUCAUAAUGGGCCAUUGAAGAAACUCAUCUCACUCAGUAAGUCUGCCUGCAGAUGCCUCAGACAGCAAGGAGCCAAUUGCCAGCCCCUGUGAUUCAGCAAAACAUGCAGGGGCAUGUGAUAUGCUCAUGUGACCCUAGACCCCAUCUUGGGCCAGUCAUUUUCCAUGGACAAGGGCUAUUGGCUCUGUUUGGGAAAGUAAAUUACCAUGCACGUGGCAAAGGAUAUAAAAAACACCUGAGACACUUCCUCUACCAAUCACACUACUUACAUAUUUGAAGGGUGUUGUAGUGGAUCGGGCACUGGACUGGGAAUCCGGAGACCUGGUUUAAAUUCUCAGUUCAGCCAGUGACUUUGGACAAGUUAUUUAAUCCAUCUAUAAAAUGGGAAUUAUACCUCACAGGCUGUUGUGGUGAUAAGUUCAUUAAUGCUUUUGAGCCACUUAGAUACUACAGUGAUAAGGGUCAUAUAAUUACAGACAUUAUAAGUGUGUGUAUGUAUAUGUAAUAUGUGUAUGUAAUAAAUAAAAAUUAAUAAAGCAUAAUAUAUUUUCCAGGUUAAGCAGAAUCUCUUUGAUUUUUAAGAAUACAUUUUGCAGUGCUAGGUAACAAGAAAAUACAAAUCCGUAGCAAUCAUGUCAAGAGAAGAUGCAGCAUAUUCUCCCAGUAACUGAAUGUCCCUUUGGAUUGGGUCCCUCACUCCCUACAAUUAAAUUGAAUAGUUGGUCACCAUCUUUCCACAGAUAAAUUUGCAAACUUCUGGUAAAUGAAUUGGUGAAACAGAACUUGAAAAAAUUGGCAACACUGUCAGAUAUAAUGCAUAUUUUUUCUUUUAUACUGUGUCAUAUUUCUAAUGUCCUCUAGCACAAUAUAUAUGUAUGUAUGUAUGCCAAAUCGACUAAAAAUAAUGUUUCCUUUUUUGUGAAAGUAAUUAUAUCUGUCUUCUUCUGAAUGUUCAGUAGCUGUUUCACUUCUAACAUUUCCUUAUUGACUCUACAGGAGAAAUACCCUUAAUUUUGCAAAAUUUUCUACAGCGUAAUUAAGUUCAUCCACUCAUUUUGUGUUGUUACAGAGGAUCUUGAUGAUUUAAGAAUGGAAGGAGUAACCAGUGUGAUGACUUCUGGGAGUAAAUUUAAUCAAACUCGAAGCGCACAUCCUGCUGAACCUCAGGCAAAGGUCACGUUGAACAUCUGCGCAAGACUGCAAGGAGAUAACUUGGCAGAAACAGCAGAGGAUGUCUCACUAGUGUCUCAGACGACCGAGCAAGCGGCAUCAGAUUCCAAUGCUUCAGUGCCUGGGGUGGAAACACUGAUGGAGGAUGCUGAUGAAUUUGAGAGUGCAUCUCAAAUAACAGGACCUCAUCAACCUGUUUGGGACCUGGAUGUCAUGUGCGCCAGAAACGGAGGGUCCCCAAGCCAGAAACUCCUGAAAGACUCCUUAGCUGCAAAAGAACUGCAGACCAUGGAAAAACAUCUAGCUGACAUUGAAAAGGACCUAGCACUCUGGGAAGAAGCAAGUAGUAGUCCACAUAUUAAUUUAGUUACAUCACAUCAACCAGGAAAUCUUCAAGCCACACUAGGCCAAAAUUCAAGGUCUCAAGUUCCAAGUCAAACUGGGAAAAAUAUUCAGCUGCAGCUGCAAGAAAACAAAUCACCGCUUCCUACUAACAGCAGAGCGCAGGUCUCCAGUACCUCAAAUAGUAGGCCUCAGACUUCCAAUAUGCAGAACAACAGGCCUCCAACGCCAUCGACUCCAGGAAGCAGACCUGCAACCCCAAAUAGUUUGUUGCCAAGACCUCAUACCUCUAGCAACCAGGGAAAUAAGGAUGGAAUCCUUAGUAUGCAAAGAAGCAGAUCCUUAACGUCUAAGAGUCAAAUUGGGAGGACUCUUGGCACUCCUGCAGGGCUAGCUGUACAAACGAGUGGAGAUAUUAUAGGAACUGUCCCUCAAAGAAUCAGUUUGUCAGAAGAUGAAUUCUUACAUCAAUUUCAGCUUGCCCACCAACCAUGGAUAUUGCCAAGUGACACAGAGAGUGAAGGUGUGGAAGCAGAUCAAGAUCAAUGUAUGAAUUUAAGGCAAAACCAGUCUCUGCUGCCUCUAUAGGAAACAAUCUGGAUGUAAGGUUUGUGAAAUCAGUGGGAAUAUUGAAGAAUUUAAUUAAAACAAAAUCAUAAUUAUCAAACCUACACCUGAAGAUCUGUUUUAGUUUACGUAUAAUAAUUUUAAAUAGUUAUUUUUAUAAUAUCAACAAUACUUAAAUGGAAUUAUUCUGUGUAGAUGCUGUAAUGCACCGAAUCAGAUUACUAACUAUGGCACAGUGUCCUUAGGUAAAAAAGGUUUACUGUCACUUUUGAAUACAUAGUUAGUAUAAUGUAUUUUGUUUAGUUUAUAUCCCUGUUAUUUUGGAGUGACAUUUGAUAUAUUAAACUUUGCCUGAUCAAAACAAACUUUGCUUAAAGAUUUAUGUAUUUUAACUUGUCUAAGGUUUUCUACUCCUUAUAUUUUUGUAAUCUUUUCUCAUUUUUAGAUUAAUAAACAUUAAAGCAUUCACCCACA